Gilbertella persicaria is the source of this 1159-nucleotide messenger RNA. RefSeq names its product guanine nucleotide binding protein, alpha subunit. The transcript is spliced from 5 exons. Gene Ontology annotation, cellular component: heterotrimeric G-protein complex. Bases 17 to 1078 code for a protein of 353 amino acids. NCBI's taxonomy places the organism in Eukaryota, Fungi, Mucoromycota, Mucoromycetes, Mucorales, Choanephoraceae. Gene Ontology annotation, molecular function: G-protein beta/gamma-subunit complex binding; GTPase activity; G protein-coupled receptor binding. Gene Ontology annotation, biological process: G protein-coupled receptor signaling pathway. The record is from RefSeq and is a predicted model, not a curated record.
CGAAAAAAAUAAUAAGAUGGGUUGUUGUCAAUCAAACGAAGUUCAUGAUGGGAAAGCCCGUAAUGAAGAAAUUGAAAACAUUAUUAAGCGAGAUAAACUCAACAUGAGAAAUGAAGUUAAAAUGUUAUUGUUAGGUGCUGGUGAAUCAGGAAAAUCAACCAUCUUAAAGCAAAUGAAGCUCAUUCAUGAUGGUGGUUAUUCCCGGGAUGAAAGAGAGGCUUUCAAAGAAAUCAUUUAUUCAAACACAGUUCAAUCCAUGAGAGUCAUCAUAGAAGCUAUGGAAAAUAUGGACGUAGCCUUUGCUUCUCCUCAAAACAGAAAUCACAGCCAUAUUAUUCUUGAUUUACCUUCUCAAAUUGAACAAGACUCGCUACCUUCAGAAGUGACUCUAGCCUUAAAGUCAUUAUGGAAAGAUGAAAAUUUGCUCAGUGUGUUUGAUAGAAGUCGCGAAUAUCAAUUGAAUGAUUCUGCUAAAUAUUAUUUCGAUUCCAUUGAUAGAAUAGGAGAUGUAAACUAUAUACCAACAGACCAAGAUGUACUUCGUUCAAGAGUAAAGACGACAGGUAUCACUGAGACUACCUUUGUGAUUGGUGAUCUUACUUAUCGUAUGUUUGAUGUUGGUGGUCAAAGAUCUGAAAGAAAGAAAUGGAUUCACUGUUUUGAGAAUGUGACAGCUAUCAUUUUUUUGGUAGCCAUUUCUGAAUAUGAUCAAGUCUUGAUUGAAGACGAAACAGUGAACCGUAUGCAAGAAGCCUUGACUUUGUUUGACUCUAUCUGUAAUUCUCGUUGGUUUAUCAAGACUUCCAUCAUUCUUUUCUUAAACAAGAUUGAUAUCUUUAAAGAAAAGUUGCCAAAGCACCCUUUAAAAGAAAGCUUUAAUGAUUUUGAAGGACCAGAAACGUAUGAAUCUGCUAGUGACUACAUCUUGAAUCGAUUUGUGUCUUUAAAUCAAUCUGAUUCUAAACAAAUCUAUACGCAUUUUACUUGCGCUACAGAUACUCAACAGAUUCGGUUUGUUAUGGCAGCUGUCAAUGAUAUUAUUAUUCAAAAUAAUUUACGAGAUGUUGGUCUUUUAUAAAUGUAUAUCGUUUUUUCUUACUUAUUUUACUUUUAAUAUUUAUAUUUAUAUAUAUAAAAUCUGUUGACAUUCACUAAUUAA